Stylonychia lemnae is the source of this 1317-nucleotide messenger RNA. The record is from the annotation of a GenBank genome assembly. Lineage: Eukaryota; Ciliophora; Spirotrichea; Sporadotrichida; Oxytrichidae.
AUGAAAACAUAUUCAGUGGUUAAAUUUAGUGGACUGCAAAAUCCUAACAAAUCCCAAAGAGACCUCUAGAACGUCGACCUCUCUCGUCCUUCAGAGGAAGCCCGUAAAUAAAACCUGGAUAAGACUCGCCAGGAACUUAAUGUGUCAGUAUCUAAGAAAAUAGAGCCAGCUUAUUGCACUUCAGUCGCUUAGAAGCCUCAGAGAGAUAUAUAGUAUGUAAAGUACACUCCCUAGAAUCAAUCAGCUCAUGCGCAAUCGCAGUAAAGAAUCAUAUAAAUAUCAACUAUUUAAGAGGAUCCACUAGAACCUCCAAGGUUUAAACAUAAGAGAAUUCCCAGACCUCACGGUUCACCUCCUCCAACAAUAAUGAGAAGCCCUCCUCGCAAGCUGACUAACAAGGACAUGCAGGACUGGAAGGUACCUCCUUGCAUUUCAAACUGGCAAAACGCUAAGGGAUUCACAAUUCCUAUGCACAUGCGUCUUUAGGCUGAUGGACGUAAUAUGCAAGAUACUUCCAUCAAUGAGAGAUUCGCUGCAUUUACUGAUUCUAUCAUGACUGCUGAAAAGUAGUCUAGAAAGGAAGUGGAAGAGAGAAGCAAAAUGCAAGAGACAAUUAAAAUGGCUUUAGCUAUGAAAAAAGAGCAAGAAAUCAAGCAAGCAGCUACAUUAGCGCGAGCUGAGAAAGCCGGACUUAUGGCAUCUUCAAUUUCCAAGUUUAAUUCAGAGCUUAGAAAGGAUACUGAAGAUGUGAUAUCAGGCAAGAAGAGAUCUCGAGAAGAAAAAGAGCUGGAAGAAGCCAAGAAGGAAAGAGAUGCUCUUAGAUACUAGAGAAAGCGUGAAAUUGAGAGAGAUCGUAGGAUGGAAGUGGCUGGAAAGAAGAAGUCCAAGACUACUCGUGAUGAGGAAAGAGACAUUUCUGAAAAGAUAGCCCUUGGUCAAGCUCAGCCCACCUCAAGAGAGGCAAUGUUCGAUCAGCGACUGUUCAACUAGGUAAGUGGCUUAGACUCGGGAUUCGGCCAUGAUGACGACUAUAAUCUUUAUGAUAAGCCUCUCUUCGCAGAUAGAACUGCAGCAUCUAUCUAUAAAAAUGUUAGAGAAGUUAAUGAGGACGAGGACGAUCAACCAGAGGGAGAUGAUAAAAGCAAAAAGUAGGAGGGAGGUUAAAAGCCAAAUAGAGGAUUUGAGGGAACCGAUUAUAACAAAGGUGCUAGAGCUAAGCCAGUUGAGUUUGAGAAGAAAUUACUCUCAGAAGAUAAUGCUUUUUCAGAGGCUGGUCUUCAUGAUGCUCAAGAAGCAAAUAAAAGAAGGAAGUUAUGA